Molecule: messenger RNA, 149 nt
Organism: Dentiscutata heterogama
Lineage: Eukaryota; Fungi; Glomeromycota; Glomeromycetes; Diversisporales; Gigasporaceae
Source: the annotation of a GenBank genome assembly
GCAAUUUGGGUGAUUCGAAAACAGAGCACUGAAGAAUUAGAUACUAUUACAGAAUACUUAUCUGAUUUAUCUCCAUCAUCAACUACACUGUUAAAUGCUGUUUGGCAGUGGGAAAGAAUUGUGUUUCUGUUUGUGAACAGACAAGCUUG